AUGGACGCCCCUCUCCAGCUCCUCCCAGCGCUCGCGCCUCUUUUCGCUGCCGCUGCGUACCUUGCAUUCAAGAAGCGCUCUGCCUCACAAGUGGCCAAGGUUCCUGGUCCAUCGCCGUCUUCAUGGGUUUAUGGCAAUAUGGUUGAGCUUGACUUGGCCCCGACCUACGGGGACUACGAGUUUGCCUGGCAGCGGGAAUACGGCCCCGUCUAUCGCAUUAAAGGCGCUUUCGGAGAGGACCGUCUUGUUGUCUCCGAUCCCGCUGCACUGCAGCAUAUCAUGAACAACCGCUCCUUUAUACGCGCUAUCGCACAGUGGAAGCCCGGGACGCUGGUUUUUGGGCAGGGUAGCAUAUUCUGCGCGGAAGAGGAAAACCACCGUCGCAUUCGCGCUGCUCUAGCCCCUGCCUUCUCAGUGUCAGUUAUUCGGUCUUUUGCACCAGUAUUCUCCGAGGUCGCGCAGCGGAUAACGCGCGUGUGGGAGCAAACAACCUUAUCAGGACCCAGACUAUUAAACGUCUGCGAACUGAUUGACCGCGGGACGCUGGAUAUCAUCAGCCAUACUGCCCUUGGCUCACCACUCGACACGGUGACGAACCCCGACCACCCACUCGCCCACAGUCACCUGGAAGUCCUUGCCGCGGGUUUCAAACGGAGCAAAGCAACCAUCAUCGCCAACUUCUUCAUCCAGCGCACCCCACUCGCUGUUCUGCAAGCCGCAGCAUAUCUUCCCACCGGGGCAUUCGCCGUCAUCCGCAAGUUCAGAGAUGUUACUCAAGAGUUGGGCUCGCGCUUGAUCAAGGAGAAAGUGGAGUCGGCGACAGAGGAUUCAGAGACGGACAUGCUGAGCAUUCUGAUCAGAGGCUUGGUGGGGAAUCGGAAGAAGAGCAUCUCUUCAGAAGAGCUCGCAGAACAACUGCGGGUGAUCUUGCUCGGUGGCCAGGAUACCAGUGCUGUUGAGCUCAGCUGGAUGCUUUAUGAGCUCGCCAAAGACCCAGAACUACAAGAUGCCCUCCGCGCCGAGAUUCUCGAGGCCCGCGCCGCCUCUGACACGCCAGACUACGACGCGAUGCCGUUGCUUAACGCGCUGAUGAAAGAGACACUUCGUCUAUACCCCGCUGGCCCAUAUCUGGAGCGCGCAGCGAGCGACGACCUUAUUAUCCCGCUGGCAGAGGAGCUGACUCUGACCGACGGCGAGCGGGUCAAGCAGCUCAACGUCGCGAAAGGACAGUACAUCAUUAUCGCUGUAGCUGCAUACAACCGCCUCCAAUCGAUAUGGGGUCCCGAUGCGGAUGUGUUCAGGCCCUCGCGGUGGCUCGAGGGAAACGGCAACCCGUCCAAAGGGCAGGCGAUCGGGCCUUAUGCAAGCCUAUUCACCUUCUCUGGUGGCUUCCGUCCUUGCAUCGGCUGGCGCUACUCCGUCCUUGAAAUGCAGAUCCUCCUCUGCGAGUUCCUCGCCAACUUCAAGUUCGCGCCCAACACGAAGGUGGACAACGUCCUGCGGCCGAUGUUCUGUGGGACGCUGGUCCCGAUUGCGUCUGACGGGCAGAAGCGCAUGCCGCUGGUGGUUGAACGCGUCGCGCUGUAA
Molecule: messenger RNA, 1587 nt
Organism: Mycena indigotica
Lineage: Eukaryota; Fungi; Basidiomycota; Agaricomycetes; Agaricales; Mycenaceae
Product: PAH-inducible cytochrome P450 monooxygenase
Exons: 13
Coding region: 1-1587 (528 amino acids)
Molecular function (GO): heme binding; monooxygenase activity; iron ion binding
Source: RefSeq, a predicted model, not a curated record